Messenger RNA from Schistosoma guineensis, 3376 nucleotides. Lineage: Eukaryota; Metazoa; Platyhelminthes; Trematoda; Strigeidida; Schistosomatidae. The record is from the annotation of a GenBank genome assembly.
AAGGCAAGGAUUGGCAAAGCAAGGACAGCAUUCCUACAGUUGAAGAACAUAUGGAAUUCAAAACAACUCUCAACCAAUAUCAGAGUGAGAAUCUUCAAUACGAAUGUCAAGGCAGUUCUACUGUACGGAGCUGAAAUUUGGAGAACUACAACAACCAUCAUCAAGAAGGUGCAAGUAUUUAUAAAUAGCUGUCUUCGCAAGAUACUCAACAUCCAUUGGCCGGAUACCAUCAGCAACAGCCUUCUCUGGGAGAUAACAAACAGCUUACAUCUGAAGAGGAAAUUAGGAAAAGACACUGGAAAUGGAUAGGACAUACAUUACGCAAAUCAUCAAACUGCAUCACGAGGCAAGCCCUAACUUGGGAUUCUGAAGGUGAGCGGAAAAGAGGAAGGUCAAAGGACACAUUACGUUGGGAAAUCAAAACAGAUAUGAAAAGUAUGAAUAACAACUGGAAAGAGCUAGAAAGGAUUGCUCAGGACAGGGUUGGAUGGAGAAUGCUGGUGAGCGGCCUAUGUUCCUUCACGAGGAGUAACAGGCAUAAGUAAGUAAGUAAGUCAUAAGUAAUGCUGUAGAAGUGAUUGAUGUAUCCGAAUAUUUGAGUACACUCUCGACAUUCGAAAUCAUGAAGUUCAUUAUUCUCUCAUAUUUGCAAUUAACAGAAUUGUGUAUGUUUAACGAAGGUUACACAACAAAUUUUCAGUGAUGUUUAAACUUGAACUUUAUAUCUAUGUUAAGACUACGAAAACCAGUAUUUUAUUUACACGAUAGAAAACAGUCACCACCUGAAUGAUUGCAUAACAUUUGUUAGACCAAGUAAAUGAAACGACUUCUAAUUCAGUAUUAUGAAACAAUCUACACGUGAUUAUAAUUCUCCUACGUUCUUACGUGAAUCAACCAAACCAUAGUACACGUAAUCUUCCACUUUGUGUGAAUCCAUCAUAAUGCGAAAGUAUUCAGUGUUCAACCACGUGACAUAUUCUAUUCGAAAACGAUAAUAUUCCUAAGUGUAUCUUAACUUUGUUGCAUCCUAUCUUCGACUGGACAAAAGUUGACUGACUGAUCAAUCUAACUUACCUACACAUUCAUUGCGUGUUUCAUAUAUAUGUUGAUAUUCUACAUUGCAUUCAAUAAUUCACAGGGCGCCUCCUUGGUUUGAAUGAUGGAGAAAUUCAUGGGCCGUAGCGCUUUUCAAAACGGUUUAAAAAGAUAUUUAAUUCAAAACCAAUAUAAGAACACAGAUGAAAAGGAUUUAUGGAAGGCAUUAUCUGAAGAAUGGAAUACUCAAGGAAAUCAUUUGGACAUUGGAUUUAUUAUGGACUCUUGGACUAAACAAAGUAAUUAUCCACUAGUGAUUGUAAAGAGAAGUGGUUCGAAUGUGUUCUGUUUCGAGCAGAUACGUUACUUUCAACACUAUGGUAACAAUUCAUCUCAAACAAAUCGUGAAUACUCCUGGAGAAUACCAAUCACUUAUGGGUCAGCACAAACGGUGAACUGGACAAAUGUCGAUAUUGUGUGGAUGGUGAACAACGAAAUGAAUCAAACAAUCAACAUAAGCUCAGACGACUGGUAUUUGGUGAAUGUGAAACAAGGAGGAUUUUAUCGGGUUCACUACGCUGACAAUAACUGGGUCUUAUUAAUCAAUCAAUUGCAAAGGAAUUUCACGGCUAUUCCAGUCUUCUCACGCGCACAAAUAUUGAAUGAUUUAUUCAGUCUUGCAAAUCAACAUAUCGUACCGUAUACUCUUUUCCUGAACGCGACAAGAUAUUUAAACUACGAGGAUGAGUUUCUCGUAUGGAUAACAGCUAGUCGAGCGCUGCUUUACAUUAACAAGGUGCUUGCUCUGAAUGAGAAUUAUGAAGAUUUCCAAGCAUACUUGCGAACUCUUAUCGAUAACCGAAUUCGAUCAGCGAAUUGGUCAUUUGUUGGUGAAGGUCAAGAUCUUCCAAAGAUACGUUUUGACUAUAAUGUGAUCAAACUGGCUUGUGUAGCUGAACAUCAUCUUUGUGUGAACAAAACUUCGGAUCUCUUCAGGCGAUGGAUGUCGAAGCCCGAAACGAACCCCAUACUACCUGAUUUGAGAGACAUUACUUAUUGUACAGCUAUUCGUCAUGGUGGUCAUGAAGAAUGGAAAUUUUUAGAAAGUCAGCUGAUAUUGAAUGAAACUGUGAAUGAGAAUGAGAAUGAAAACAAGAUGCUGGCAUUAACGUGUUCUCGCGAUAAAGAAAUUAUGAAAAGCAAUUUCAUAGCAUUUCCACAAAUAUUUACUUUAAUUUCAACAGAGACAAUGACCCAAACACUAGAUGUUGCAGAAAAUUCUUGGUAUUUAUUCAACAUUAAACAAGCUGGAUUUUAUCGUGUUCAUUAUGCCGACAAUAACUGGGAACUAUUGACAGAACAGUUGUAUAAAGACCACCGUGCUAUUCCACUUCAUUCAAGAACACAAAUUUUGGAUGACUUGUUCAACUUAGCAAAUCGUGCUACUGUUUCAUACGAUGUCUACUUAAAUCUGACAAAAUAUUUGAAAAAAGAAGAUCAGUAUGUUGUAUGGGAAACGACUCGACGAGCACUAUCUUAUUUAGACCGUAUGCUUGCCAUGGACGAGAGUUAUGGAGCUUUUCAAGCAUAUUUGCGUACGCUUGUAGAUGAUCCUCUUAAAUCAGUGGACUGGACAACAAUGAAAGAAGAUAAAGAUCAUAUGAAGCAUAUGUUGCGCCUGACAUUAACUCGUCUAGCAUGUCAAGCUGAACAUCAUUCAUGCGUUAAAAUGGCUACAGAAUAUUACAGAAAUUGGAUGCUUAAUCCUUCACAAAAUUUGAUCCCACCAAGUUUAAGGCCAGCUGUUUAUUGCACAGCAAUUAGAGUCGGUGGACAAAAAGAAUGGGAGUUCCUAAAACAACGUUUAUUAGAAGUGGAUAUCAAAGAGGAUGAGAAAAAUAGUAUUUUACAGGCAUUGUCUUGUUCACGUGAUAUGUGGAUAGUAAGACUACAUUUGGAAUGGGUCAUAAAAAAUAAUCAAAAGGAUCCUCAGGAUUUAUUGGAUGCACUUUCAUCUGUGGCUUUGUAUCCUAUUGGCCAGACACUUCUAUGGGAACAUAUUCGUGAAGCGUGGAGAUUUAUAAUGAAUGAGUGUGUACUAACUGUAAUCCUUAAAAUACUAUCCAAACGUCAUUACACACUGAAUAACAUACCGGAUCAAGAAGAAGUACUUGCUAUGCAAAAUUCUGGACAAAAACUACUUGAAAAUCAUGUUCUGAAACGUGGAUUAAAUGAUUUGUUUAAAAGGUCAAAGGAAAACAUGAAAUGGACAAAAACUCAUCGUGAUGUUAUCAGUAAUUGGUUGAAUAAAAAUGUUCCCAAUACAAUCACAUUACUUUGA